AUGACAAACAAAGCAUACCUUUCCCAGCAUGUUGUCUUUGAUGAGUCCUCCUUCCCUGCCAAGGAACAAGCUGUUGCACUGCUCCCUUCCCAGCUCUCAUCCACAAGUAAUUCUGCCCCUCAUUUUAUCUUCCCUACAUUAUUUACUACCUCUGCCAUUAUCCCUUCUUCACCUAAUUCUGAUACUUUCAUUUCAUCCAAUAUUGUGCUACUGCCACUUUCUAAUGAGUCACCUCCUAUCUCUGAUAUACCCCAGCCAGAGCCUUGCCCCACACCACAAUCUCCACACACUUUGUCACUUGACACUAUCUCUCCUCCCUCUCCACCACUUUCACCUUCUGUCCCUCUUCCCUUGCGUGAGAUAGCACCUCCAUCCAAUGCUUCCUUCUCACCUACAAAUAUUCCAAAAACUAACUCUUAUCCUACCACUCAUCCAGCACCUGAUACCUCCCUACCUGCCUCAUCUCUACCUCCUUCCCAGCUUAGCUCCUCUUAA
Molecule: messenger RNA, 495 nt
Organism: Alnus glutinosa
Lineage: Eukaryota; Viridiplantae; Streptophyta; Magnoliopsida; Fagales; Betulaceae
Product: vegetative cell wall protein gp1-like
Exons: 1
Coding region: 1-495 (164 amino acids)
Source: RefSeq, a predicted model, not a curated record